AUGCACCGAAGGCGGCUGCGUGAAACCACCCUGUUGGAUCGUGUGCAUGAGCACGUUGUAUUGCCUCCUAUUGUUUUGCAGGCGGUGGACACGGUGGCAUUUCAACGAUUGCGUUCUUUGAAGCAGCUGGGCGCUUCUUCAUUUCUGUACCCUGGGGCUGUGCACACGCGCUUUGAGCAUUCCAUCGGUGUUGCACAUAUGGCGCGGAACCUUCUAAUGAGCAUAAAACGCCGCCAACCGGACCUGGGCAUUGGCGAAAAUGACAUUGACAAAGCGAUGCUUGCCGGCCUCUUUCAUGACAUUGGGCACGGCCCAUUCUCACACCUUUUUGAAGAUGUCAUCACAACGCGAUGUGGUGUACCAUUUAAUCACGAGGACAUGUCCGAACGCAUCACGCGGCGAGCACUGAGGACGCUUCUACCUAUUGACGAAGUGGAGGACGUUGUUGCUCUUAUGCGAGGACGCUGUGGCCCUUCAACGAAGUACGGGGAGAUCAUUAGCAACAAACGUAGUGGCAUUGACGUGGAUAAGCUUGACUAUUUCAUACGCGAUUCUCUUUGCUGCUUUGGUAAACCGACAGUCGAUGUGCGCGUCAACCGACUUUUUAACUCCGCUCGGUUGGUAUGUGAAGAUGGCCAGUGGCAACUGGCUUUUGAGGAGAAGCUAGCGCUUUCACUGUGUGAACUCUUUACGCUGCGCGCGAAGCUCCAUAAGAAUGUUUACCAGCACCACGUCGUCAAAGCAAUUGGACAUAUGAUUGGGGACAUCUUCCAUUUGGCUGCGCCGCAUUUUGUGGUUGGAGGCCACACGCUCCUUGAGUGCGCCGCAGAUGAUGUACUUCUGUUGAAACUGGGUGACUGGGUGCUGGAGGCAAUCGAGAGUAGUUCGGACGAAAAACUGCAGCCGGCACAUAACCUUAUCGCCCGACUUCGCGCACGCGACAUCUACCGUCUGGUCUUUUCUCGCACCCUUGACCCUGAGGCUGAGCUCCCACCAUUUUGGCUGCAGCAAUUGUCGACAGACAUUCUUGCCUGUGCGUCGGUUUCGCGCCCAUUCGCCGAAUCCGACUUUAUUGCCGAUCUGGUGGUCAUCCAUCAAGGCAAGGGCCGAAGAGAUCCACUGCAGAGCGUCCUUUUUUUUAACCCAAAGCGACCGUCGCAGCCAUUGUCAAAGAUUUCACCAGGCGAACGCUACAGCCCACUAUUCACGCCUUUUGCCUUUGAAGAGCGCACGCUGAUGGUGUUUGAGCGGAGUGAUACUGCGGGCGCCGUUCGCGCUGCAUGUGAGCGACUAGUUGCGGACGAUUCGCACCACCAUUUCUUUGUUGAAACUCUACCCUUUUACAAUCAGUCUUGA
Molecule: messenger RNA, 1356 nt
Organism: Trypanosoma cruzi
Lineage: Eukaryota; Euglenozoa; Kinetoplastea; Trypanosomatida; Trypanosomatidae
Exons: 1
Coding region: 1-1356 (451 amino acids)
Biological process (GO): dGTP catabolic process
Cellular component (GO): nucleus
Molecular function (GO): dGTPase activity
Source: RefSeq, a predicted model, not a curated record